Lathyrus oleraceus (garden pea) is the source of this 1941-nucleotide messenger RNA. Its product is annotated as F-box/LRR-repeat protein At4g14103. Gene Ontology annotation, molecular function: protein binding. The record is from RefSeq and is a predicted model, not a curated record. NCBI's taxonomy places the organism in Eukaryota, Viridiplantae, Streptophyta, Magnoliopsida, Fabales, Fabaceae. The coding region runs from base 1 to 1941 and encodes 646 amino acids. The transcript is spliced from 7 exons.
AUGACCAAUAUAGUGGAGGAACCAAAACUGGAGCCACAUUUGAAAUAUGUGUACCUUGAUGAUAACUGUACUAAACUCGUGAUCAUUAGCAAUAAUUUGUCCACAAACGAAGAGAAUCAAUUGAUGCGGGUGCUGAAGAAGAAAGAGGUUGUCAAACUGGUAGAGGCCGGGAUGAAUUGUUCUAUCGCCGACGGUGAAUGGAUGGAAUCAAGGUCUGGAGCGUCAAAGAAGAGAAAGGGAGCGAGCACUUCCCGGUCCGUACCUAUCCAGUUUGAUACCGAUAAGUUUGUCGGCCCGAAGCAGGCCGCCAGCGGAGAUAGGAUUGCUGGUACAGCUACAGUCUUUUCAAUGAAUUUACAUAAGCUCCAAAGAUAUCAUAUUCCCAUCGGAAAUUUACCUGAUCACUUUCUUCUCCAUAUUCUUUCGUUAAUGCCUACUAAAGAUGUUGUCACAACUUCCAUAUUAUCCAAAAGGUGGAACUACUUGUGGAUGGAUUUCGGAGAUAGGAUUGCUGCUAAAGCUACAAUCUUUUCAAUGAAUUUAGAUAAGCUCCAAAGAUAUUAUAUCCCCAUCGGAAAUUUACCUGAUCACAUUCUUCUCCAUAUUCUUUCGUUAAUGCCUACUAAAGAUGCUGUCGCAACUUCCAUAUUAUCCAAAAGGUGGAACUACUUGUGGAUGGAUUUGUUUGCAUUUAACUUUGCAAUUUAUCGCAACCAAAGUGACAGCGGAAUUUGCAAUCCAACAAAUCAUCUCUUAGAUCUUGUUCAUAGAUUACUUCACAUAUCUAAUAGUCGUCCAAUUAGUCUCACCAUUGCAAUGUAUGGUAGCGGAAUUACCGUUGAUCCAGUCAAGCUUCAUUGUUUUUUAUCUGAUCCAAACAUGUACAAAGUUGAAGAACUCGAUAUUUCUCUAAAUUUAAAGUCUAAUCCGUUUAUAUUACCACAAAACUUCUCAACUUGUGCAUCAUUCAACAAUUUAUAUUUACAACUUGACUGUGUUCUAAAUGUUCCGAGUUGCAUUUGUUUUUCUAAUUUGAAGAUGUUAAAUAUUUCAUCGGUUACAUUUUCAAACGAUAAUUCUCUUCAAAAACUUCUCUCCGGAUGUGUUGUCCUCCAAGAAUUAAUCAUGUCUGGUUGUGGUUGGAAUAACAUAAAACAUGUUAAUAUUGCAAUGUCAACAUUAAGGAAAUUAAGCAUGGACUUCAACUAUCCAACGGAUGAUGAGCUUUUCGGUUCUAAAAUUGAGAUUGAUGCGGUGAAUCUUUUAUCUUUCACAUGCUUAGGCUUUUUAACAGUUGAAGUUUCCCUUGUUAACCUAGCCUCUAUAGUUGAUGCAUAUAUUGAUCUUCAGAUUUACUUUCCACUAAAUCAACCAUAUAUUGCUGCUCAUGAAAUUAAACUAUUGACUGGACUUCAUCAGGUCAAGUCUCUCUGGCUAUCAAAUGAUACUCUUGAGUGUCUUUCCUUUGCGGAAGAUAAUUUCCAUUUCCUUCCUUCAUUCUAUGAUUUGAAACGUCUUGGUGUGAAUUUCGGAAGUGUUGCUGGUUAUACAAAUGCAUUUCUAAUGGGUUUUCUCAAAAAGACUCCAAAACUUGAAGCACUUGAAAUUCCUAAUGGAUUUGAUCCAAUCAUUUGCAUGGAUGGUGAAGAGUGGAUAAUGAAUUCAACGUUGCAAAUGUAUGAAUUACUGUUGAUGGGAGAAGAAGAAAAGAUUGUAGACUAUGUCUCGAAGGUGCAGAGGCUUAUUCAUCUCAUUAAAGAUUGUGGUGAAACUCUAAUCGAUAAGAUAAUAGUUAAGAAGAUAAUGUAUACAUUAACCUCUCAUUUUGAUCACGUUAUCGUUGUUAUUAAAGAAUCCAACAAUCUUGAAAUAUUGAAAUUAGAAGAUUUGGUUUGUUUGUUGGAGGCACAUGAUGAGGAUUGUCGAAAUGAGAGGUAUUGA